AUGGAUUGGGAAGGUAUCGCGACAAUUGCAUACUUCAAUGCACUCUGGGGAUUCAUGGCUUAUCUCUACACCACCCUGGAGAUCCAGAAUUUCUUGUUGUGCUUUCUCGGACGGAUGUUUUUCUCGCUGACCGUCGCGGUGUCGGUGGGCCUAUAUCGUCGCAACCAUGCACCGACCUCGAGGAGCAACCAAACAAGAUUCAAGUGAGUUUGAUGAGCUUCUGCACUUGUCCACUAGGUACCCACCUACCUACGGGUCUUCGGUAAACUUGGCUGACCCCGAGCAAUCAUCAAUCUUGCAUAUUCAAAGCCGGCGAUUGCUCCGAGCCUGGGCACCUGUCACUGCGGGCUGCUCAACCGGCACCCACGUCCGAGAAAGCACAACACGGUGCAUUACCUCGGGCGUGUGA
This is a messenger RNA of Microbotryum saponariae, 409 nucleotides long. NCBI's taxonomy places the organism in Eukaryota, Fungi, Basidiomycota, Microbotryomycetes, Microbotryales, Microbotryaceae. The record is from the annotation of a GenBank genome assembly.